Messenger RNA from Stylonychia lemnae, 1029 nucleotides. The record is from the annotation of a GenBank genome assembly. Lineage: Eukaryota; Ciliophora; Spirotrichea; Sporadotrichida; Oxytrichidae.
AUGCUAGUUAUUGGAGGUGAUCACAGAAGAUUUAAGUCAUAGUCAAAUGCAGGUGGAGUGAAGAAUCACAGUACUUUAAAUCAUACUGCAAUAAUUACAAAUCUUAAUGAUUCGGUCAAUCAUGGACCAAUCAGCAUUGGCUCGCGAAUGACACCUUAAAUGAAACUAGAAAGAUCUUUUGACUAAAGAAGAAUGUCUGCAAGACUCUUGCAAAUAUCAUAAUAAAGUAAGAAUAAAAGCAAAUAUCACCCAUUUUAUUAAACUUGUUCAUUAACCUCUGUUUUAGUAAAUACUAUACCUGUAUCAGAUGUAGUCAAAGCAUACAAGAAAAAGAAAAGUUUAUGGGGAAUUGACGGCUAUGAUUUUCCAAUUUUUGAUGCUAAUUUUGACAAAGUUCGCACUCAUAAAAUUGUAAACAAUGGGAAGAAGAACUUCAUUGAUCAAUAUGUGAAACUGAAAUCUAUUGUCCCCGCACCAGUAGAGUAUAAUACCUCAGGAAAUAUUAUUAAUCCUAAGAAAGGCUCGAAUAUGGCGAAGGGAAAGCGAAUGACUUUAAUAGAUGAUGUUAUCCGUGAGAAUGAAAAGAAUAUAAAGCCAGGACCUGGCGAAUACGUCGAUUAAACUAAAAUCAAAUAUGCUGGAGCAUUUAACUUAAAGGACGAAAGAACACCCUGUUUCAUUGAUGAAGCCACUUAUUUAGCUACAUAAACUCCUGGUUACUAUGAAUCAAAGUAUGACAUAGUAUAAAGUAAAACAUUGACGACUAAAAUCACUCCAGCAAAGGGACCUAAAGGUGAAAGAUUUAUUUUGGAAAAAGACAAUUCCCCUUCACCAGUAACUUAUGAUGCUGAAAAAUCACAUAAAGAGACUUAACUUAAAAAGCCGAAGUUCUUGAUAACUAAGUCGAAAAUUGUUAAUUUUGUAGACGAAGCUGUCAAAGCAAAGAGCAUAGUCCCCGGUGUUGGAAUAUAUAACCCUGAUAAUGCUUACGGUAAGAUAAGCAAAGGAGUUUCUUCAAGAAGAAGAUGA